This is a messenger RNA of Dermacentor silvarum, 954 nucleotides long. Its product is annotated as baculoviral IAP repeat-containing protein 7-like. Gene Ontology annotation, cellular component: nucleus; cytoplasm. The transcript has a single exon. Gene Ontology annotation, biological process: regulation of cell cycle; positive regulation of protein ubiquitination; negative regulation of apoptotic process. NCBI's taxonomy places the organism in Eukaryota, Metazoa, Arthropoda, Arachnida, Ixodida, Ixodidae. The coding region runs from base 1 to 954 and encodes 317 amino acids. Gene Ontology annotation, molecular function: cysteine-type endopeptidase inhibitor activity involved in apoptotic process; ubiquitin protein ligase activity. The record is from RefSeq and is a predicted model, not a curated record.
AUGGCCAGAGCUGGAUUUUAUUUCAUGAACCAAGAACUAACCACGGAUGUGGUGAAAUGUGUCGUCUGUAAAGGAGCUCUCAUGUUGUGGUGUGCCGCAGAUGAUCCUAUAGUGGAACAUGCGAAACAUUUUCCUAACUGUGCGUAUAUCAACGAAUUAUGCAGAGGUCAAGAUGUAUGCGGCUUAUAUGAUACUUUUGGAAUAGUACCUAUUGUUGGAACCCCACUAUAUCCACAAUACUCAACAUUGGAAUCAAGAGUGCAAACGUUUAGCAAAUAUAAGUGGAAUAAUAACUAUUCUCCUUCAGCACUUGCACUUGCAGGUUUCCUUUUCACUGGAUAUGAAGACCUGGUGAAGUGUUAUUUUUGUGGCGGUGCUUUAUGCGAUUGGAAAGCAGAAGAUAUUGCAUGGGAAGAACAUGCUAAAUGGUUACCUCUAUGUAAUUUUAUAUUAAUGAUGAAGGGUAACCAAUAUGUUAAUAAGUGUCGAAAUGGCGAUAAAGAAGGAAAGGAGACGCUACCCAUUCAUCGACUACCAAGCAACCGUUCUUCUAUAAUUGAUUAUGAAUCAGAAGCAAUAAUGUGGAUGGAAUCACGUCCUAUCAAGGACUAUAUGGAAAUAAUGGAACUAUCGCAAAAAGAUGUGAACGCUACAUUGCUGACUACUAUGAAAGUGCAAAAUAGCGGUUUCGCAACUAUUAAGGAUGCUUUUCAAGUUGUAAUAGAAUUUUAUCAUGGCAUUAUUAAUAAGAAAAGUGAUGAAGAUAGUGAUGCCAAUGAAGAGGAAAAGAAUACAUGCAAAUUGCAGUGUAAGGUUUGCAUGGAAAAUGAAGCAAAUAUGGCAAUAUUACCUUGUGGGCACAUGUCUACGUGUAUACGAUGCAUUUCAAACCUAUCCAACUGUCCAAUAUGCCGCAAUAUUAUUAAAGGUGUCAUGAAAAUCUUUUUAUCGUAG